CCACCAACAAUCACAAGAACUAACGGCAAAUGGCGGGUUCAGCGACACUCUCUGUUAUCUCUACCAGUUCAGUCCCCAAAAUUACCUGCAACAAGUCUGACUCAUGUGGAAAUAAGGUUAGGGUUUCGAUUCAGAGAAACCCAGAUUCGAUAACUUUCAGAUUUACCAGAAAUUAUAGCCGGAGACGUAGCCCAACGAGAUUGAAUGCCGGACUGACGGAGAUUGAGCCUGACCUCAAUGAAGAUCCCAAAGACCGGUGGGCCACCUAUGGCGUCAGCCAAGAAGACUUUAUCUAUGGAGAGUAUGAUGAUCACCAUACUUACCAUGAAGGUCACGAGAAAGGAACAUUUUGGGGAUCAGUUGCGGAAGACUAUGCAGCAGUAGGACCCCCUACCGGUUUCCAGGGGCUUAUUUCAUGGUUAUUCCUUCCUGCAAUUGCCGCUGGGAUGUACUUCAAUGUUCCGGGGGAGUACUUGUACAUUGGAGCAGCUGUUUUUACAGUAGUAUUUUGCAUUAUUGAGAUGGAUAAACCGAGCGAACCCCAUAAUUUCGAACCCCAGAUAUACAAUAUGGAGAGGGGUUCUCGCGACAAAUUAAUAGCUGAUUACAACACCAUGGACAUAUGGGAUUUCAAUGAGAAAUAUGGUGACCUUUGGGAUUUCACUGUGAAGAAGGAUGACAUCAUGAAGAGAUGAUGGUCAUCACAACAAAGCAUAACAAUUUUAAAUGACACAACCAGUCUGGACAGUAAAAGUGGUGCAGGACACUCAGAUGCUGUUCAGUGCUUGUGGAAAUCAUUCCUAUUAGUUCUUACAAGGCUUUGGCCAAAUGGGUAGAAUUGCUAAAAUAUCUUGGCACAUUCGAGACAAGAAAAAAAAAUGCAGCAAAAAUGAAUUAUUACAUUUUCUGAGAUGCUAGCAUUAUGGCACCCCUCUGCUGUACAAAAUCUUAUAUAUAGUCUUUUAUGUGUAUAUACAAGCGUGAUCCAAUGGUUAUAUUUGCCUCUAGAAGCUAAAUGAAAGGUGAAUUUUUGGUAAGCUUAUAGAUCUGUAUCUCUGAACUGAUGAAUGAGAAGGGAGUUUGUUUA
Molecule: messenger RNA, 1087 nt
Organism: Cornus florida
Lineage: Eukaryota; Viridiplantae; Streptophyta; Magnoliopsida; Cornales; Cornaceae
Product: photosynthetic NDH subunit of subcomplex B 5, chloroplastic
Exons: 6
Coding region: 30-695 (221 amino acids)
Biological process (GO): response to oxidative stress
Cellular component (GO): chloroplast
Source: RefSeq, a predicted model, not a curated record